AUAGAGACAGUGUAUAUAUAAAGUAACUUGUACUAAGAAAGUGCUUUGAGCAAAAUGUGGUAUAUACUCUUUUCGGUUCUGUUUGUGACGAUUGUCAAUGCCAGAAAUCUAGGAAUAAUUGGAGGAGACCCAGCUGAUAUAAAAAAUUUUCCGUAUAUAGUAGCAGUAUUUGACUGGGAUGGUUUUGCUUGUGGUGGUUCGAUUAUUGAUGAAUAUACUAUAUUGACAGCGGGACACUGUCAAUAUAGGGUGAUAACAGAUGAGUCAUAUAUCAGAUAUGGAAAUUCAACCAUUUACGAAGGCGAUAAGAUUCAUAUAAUCAAGUAUGUUCGACACAAGAAUUUUACGGAUAUGUCUCCUCUUCACUACGACAUCGGUUUAUUAAAGCUGGAAAAACCCAUUCAGUUCAGUGAAACUGCUCGACCGGUCCAGCUACCCAAAGCUAGUGAUGGUACACCAGUCAACAAAACGGGCAUUGUGGCUGGUUGGGGCGAUA
Molecule: messenger RNA, 496 nt
Organism: Leptinotarsa decemlineata (Colorado potato beetle)
Lineage: Eukaryota; Metazoa; Arthropoda; Insecta; Coleoptera; Chrysomelidae
Product: trypsin-3-like
Source: RefSeq, a predicted model, not a curated record